Meira miltonrushii is the source of this 1860-nucleotide messenger RNA. Its product is annotated as amino acid transporter. The transcript has a single exon. Gene Ontology annotation, biological process: amino acid transport; transmembrane transport. Gene Ontology annotation, molecular function: transmembrane transporter activity. The record is from RefSeq and is a predicted model, not a curated record. Bases 85 to 1824 code for a protein of 579 amino acids. Gene Ontology annotation, cellular component: membrane. Lineage: Eukaryota; Fungi; Basidiomycota; Exobasidiomycetes; Exobasidiales; Brachybasidiaceae.
CCCGCCAACUAUCUAUCUAAACGCGGAGAAAUCCAUCAAGCAUACAUUCACCUUUAUCCCCCCUCCCCCCACCUUCCACCGACAAUGUCACUCACAAACGAAAAGAGUGAUUCCGGUUCCACUUCUUCCAACGAACGCAAAUUCGGCGGAAAUGCAGGAAACGAUCAAAUAGUAGGAGCAAAAGUAACCGAAAGACGUGUUCAAGCAAACGAUGAAGAAUUAAACGACGAUGAUGCAGAAUUGGCAAGGAGAACAGGUCAUAAAUCAGAAUUUGCCCGUGAAUUUAGAAGUUUCAGUACGUUUAGUUAUGCAUGCAGUAUUAUGGGUUUGAUUUCUUCCGUUGCAACAACUUUCAAUACGCCUUUUCAAUAUGGUGGUCCUGCAACUACCGUUUGGGCUUGGUUUUUGGGAUCCGUGAUGAACCUUACUUUGGGUGCAUCUAUCGCUGAAAUCGUUUCUGCUUAUCCUUCUUCCGGUGGUCUUUACUCUGCAAGUGGUUUAUUGGUUCCAAAGAGAUAUCGAGCAAUCACCGCCUGGAUUACAGGUUGGCUCAACUUUACAGGUCAAAUCGCCGGUAUUGCUGGAAGUGCAUACGGUUUGGCACAAAUGAUGUUGGCUUGGGCUACCGUUUUGGUUGAUUCAAGAUACUCACCUACAACAGCACAAACGUUUGGCGUUUAUGCUGCUAUUCUCAUCAUCCACGGUUUCAUCAACUGUUUCCCUACGCGUUGGUUGGCCGGCUUAACAUCAAGUUAUGUCAUCAUCAACUUUGGUAUGGUCAUCAUUUCUUCUAUCCUUGUUCUUGCACGCACUCCAAAAGAUGAGAUGCAUUCAGCAUCAUACGUUUUCGGUGACGUUGUUAAUCAGUCCGGCUGGUCAAGCAACGGUUUCGUGUUCUUCUUGGGUUUGCAAUCCGUUCAAUUCGUCAUGACAGAUUAUGAUGCUACUGCUCAUAUUUCUGAAGAAAUUUCAAAGGCUGCCAUUGCUGCACCAGUUGCCAUUUUCACAGCUGUCCUCAGUACAGGUAUUAUGGGCUUCUUCCUUAACAUUUGCUACGUUUUCGCUUCAGGUAAAGUCGCUACAACAGGUACCCCAGACACAUGGAUUGGAGGAUUGAGUUUUGCACAAAUCUUGUUCGACAGAGGUGGAAAGGUAGCAUUCUUGGUUCUAUGGCCAUUCAUUUGCUCAGUCGCUUGGUUCGUCGUGACGACUGCUAUUCAAGCCAAUGCAAGAUCAUUCUAUGCUUUCUCUCGUGAUCGUGGAUUGCCUGAUUUCGGAUUCUUUGCUCGUGUCGAACGUAGAACAGGAACAACUGUCAAUGCAGUUUGGCUCGUUGUGGUUUUGUGUUUAUUGUUGGGAUGCCUUUCAUUCAUCAAUUACACUGCCGUUUUGGCCAUUUUCUCUUUGGCAGCGAUCGGAAUGGAUUUAUCUUACAUCAUCCCAAUCCUUGCCCGACAAUUUUUCGAACAUCAUCCAGACGUUCAAUUCCAACCUGGACCAUUCUUUAUGGGCAGAAAAUGGUGGGCAAGAACGAUUGUUUGGAUUUCGGUCUUUUGGGUUUUGUUUGAAACAACAGUUUUAAGUUUCCCACUUUACUCUUCGGUUGAUAAAAAUUCAAUGAAUUGGGGAGCAAUCGUCAUGUUUGGCGUCUUGAUUGUUACAGGUAUUUGGUACUUUGCUUAUGCUCAUCGUCAUUACCAUGGACCUCGUUCUACCCUUACAAAGGAGAUGGCCGAAAAGCUUGGUAUCGUUACCGAUGCUGAUAACAAUAUUAUCGGACAUGAAGAGCAUGAAAAGGAACGAGUCGUCCAAGAGGAGAAAUAGAGACUCAUUUGUGGACUGCAAGGAUGUGUUUUUUCU